AUGACGAGUGCAGUGAGGAAUUCCACAAUUCUACUUCUUUUAUCUUUGUUCCUCCUCCUGUGCUUAAUGAAUGGCAGGAUAGUAUUGGCGUCAGGCAAUGGGCCGUGGUGCAUUCUCAAUCUGGGAGUGCCGGAGGAGGCACAACAGGCGAACAUCCAGUAUUCUUGUGGGGGUGGCAUAGCGGAUUGCAGCGCGAUGCAAGAAGGUGGCCCGUGCUGGUCUCCGGACAUCGGCAGGAUGGCAGCCUAUGCCAUGAACGCCUAUUACUAUGCCGCCGGCCACAAGGACAUCAACUGCGACUUCAAGGGUACCGGCACCAUCAUAACCUUCGACCCCAGUGACGCGAAGUGCGAUUAUCCUUCUUGA
Zingiber officinale is the source of this 366-nucleotide messenger RNA. Its product is annotated as glucan endo-1,3-beta-glucosidase-like. Lineage: Eukaryota; Viridiplantae; Streptophyta; Magnoliopsida; Zingiberales; Zingiberaceae. The record is from RefSeq and is a predicted model, not a curated record. Bases 1 to 366 code for a protein of 121 amino acids. The transcript is spliced from 3 exons.